AUGGUGGAGAAUGGGGCAGUCAGUGUAGCUGCUGCUGGACAGCCAAGCCGAGUGCCAGGGACUAGCGCUCUGUCGAGGCUGAUGACCGUGCGCCUGGACAGAGAGAGUAUCUGCGAGCUGAGCGGUUUGCAAUGCUUGGGGCCGCCUUUGCACAGUCUCUACCUACAACAGAAUGUAAUUCAGAAGAUAGAGAAUAUUGAAUUCCUUCACAACUUGAGGUUUUUGACGCUGGCUGCCAACAAGAUCCAGAAGGUUGAAAACCUGCAGCGCUUGUGUAGCCUUGGAUUCCUGGACCUGUCGGAUAAUCGGAUUCAGGAGCUUGACCCAGGUGAAUUCCCAGCAAGUCUGGUCAUUCUGAAACUCACGGGAAACGACUGCACAAAGCGAGAGGGAUAUCAGGAGCUGGUGACAAAGGCUCUCCCUGGCCUCCGCCGGCUCGAUGGCCAUUUCAUAGACAACAACCAAGACAUGUACAGUGUCUGUGAGGAGGAAGGGGAGGGGGAGGAAGACGAGGGGGAGGAGUUGGCCAGUGGAGAGGAAGACCAGACUGAGGAUCAGGAAGACGAUUUGCUGCUGGAAUUCCCGUAUUCGUCACAGUCCAUAAAAGGUUUCUUUGCAGAGCUCCACAGGCGGCUGAUGGAUCGCUCCCGGCAGAGGAAGCUGGAAGCCGCAAAGGAGCAUCAGCGGCGACUGCAACAGGUGCUGAAGGUUCACCAGGAAACCACAAGGAAGCUACGAGAGACUGGCUCCUGGCACAAGGUGUCCAGGGACGACAGGAAUCAGCCCAGCCUCGAGGGGAGCCAGCACAGGCCCGAACGGAGCCAGCCCAGCCCAGAGGAGAGGAGCCAGCCCAGCCCCGAGGGGAGCCAGCCCAGCCCAUCCCCGAGGGGAGCCAGCCCAGCCCAUCCCCGAGGGGAGCCAGCCCAGCCCAUCCCCGAGGGGAGCCAGCCCAAUCCAGCCCAUCCCCGAGGGGAGCCAGCCCAGAGGGGAGUCAACCCAGCCCAUCCCCGAGGGGAGCCAGCCCAGCCCCGAGGGGAGCCAGCCCAGCCCAGCCCGAGGGAGACCAGCCCAGCCCAGAGGGGAGCCAGCCCAGCCGGGAGCCAGCCCAGAGGGGAGCCAGCCCAGCCCAUCCCCGAGGGGAGCCAGCCCAGCCCAUCCCCGAGGGGAGCCAGCCCAGCCCCGAGGGGAGCCAGCCCAGCCCCGAGGGGAGCCAGCCCAGCCCAGCCUCGAGGGGAGCCAGCCCAGCCCAGCCUCGAGGGGAGCCAGUCCAGGAAGCGUUGGGAACACUCAGCAGUUACACAGCACCCUUCUCAUAGGGCAACCUCUUGGAACACCUUACAGACGGGAUCAGGCACCAAGCAAGAGAGAAGGGGGAAGGAGACCAUGGGCACUGUCAAACGGGCGUUUGAGACGCCUCAUUUGCCCCUGGGCUAUGGUGGCGAGGGCUGGCUGGUUGUCCGUACAGCUCGGCUGAUCACUGGGUAA
Messenger RNA from Callorhinchus milii (elephant shark), 1485 nucleotides. RefSeq names its product leucine-rich repeat-containing protein 46-like. The transcript is spliced from 10 exons. Gene Ontology annotation, molecular function: protein binding. NCBI's taxonomy places the organism in Eukaryota, Metazoa, Chordata, Chondrichthyes, Chimaeriformes, Callorhinchidae. The coding region runs from base 1 to 1485 and encodes 494 amino acids. The record is from RefSeq and is a predicted model, not a curated record.